UUGACAUAGUUAGUUAUUUUCAUAUCGUAUCGUUGUGUAUCAUUUUUAAUUAAUAUCCUGUAAAAUAAUAUUUGCUUACAUCGGUAUUGGGUCACUUUAUUUUGUUUUUUCGAACGCCCUAUAUCCCGAUCGUAACCCCGAGUAUCCUGAUCUUUGGCCAGAGUUCUGAAAAGUAAAAAUGAAUAUUUGCCGCUUGUGUCUGGCAAAAGACGCCAACUUUGAUGUAUUUGGAAGUGGAACAACUGCCCUAAGGAUCAUUGCAUGCACAUCGCUAGAAAUAGAACCAAACGAUGGGCUUCCACAGCACAUAUGUGCUCCCUGUCGGCUGCGCCUUGAGGAGAUGCACCACUUUCGGAGACGAUGCCAGGCGGCUGAUCGUCGACUGAGACGCCACAAGGUUCUGCAACGCCAGGGAAUCAAAACAACUUUGGAAGAAAUCGGGGAUCAGCAGCCGCCCCUGCGGGAUGUGGCUGGAUGCACGACCACCGCCUGUUCUGAGAGCAACUCUCAGUGGCGCACCCAGGCUGCCCAGCUCAUCCGCACCGAGAUUGAUUCCUUCAAAAAGGACCUCCUUAACUCCUGCAAACAGUCUGUACGCGCCGACAUCGAACAUGAACUCCGGCCGCAGCUGGAGAAGGUGAUCCUGGCUGAAGCCAAGCAGCAGGUGCGAUUAAGCGUCCUAGACGACGUAUUUUACGAACUAGAGAGUUAUUUUGUGCGAAAGCGCAAUGAGACUUGCGAGCAGGUUAGUUGUUCAGAGAGCUAUUCCACGGAUUGCAACGGUCAGUUGGUUUCUGACCAGCCUGAUGAAUUGUACGAAGUAUCGGCAGGGGAAGAACUCGGGGAGUCCCACGAUCUAGGCGUAGUGGACCUGCUGGACGUCGAACCGGAGCCCAGCGAACAGCCAGCUUUCACCGCAGUAGUUCCUGUCCCCAUGGUGGAGAUAAAUAUGAACGAUCCACAGUUGAGCCAUCUCCGCGACAAUUUUAACAAGGACUUCUUUCUUAACACUACCAAAUCUCCUAAAAAGCCAAGUAUCCAAUCGCCGUGCCCCAAGAAAGUCCGUUUUGAAACCCCACAAAAAAAAGCAGAGACAGUCUGCCGAAAUCACGGUUCUUGGUCGGAAAGGUAUUCUCAGUCUCCUAACCAAACAGGCAGGCGUGUACCCAUCGAAACACACAGCAAGAAGACAGAGGGACUCUGUCGGAAACACAGCUCCUUGUCUCGAAGAAGCUCACAGCCAAGCAACUCGGGCAAUUGUGUGCGUUGCCGUCUCAGAGGAGCGGAUAAGCUAAAUAGCUCAGUGUCGUAGUCAGUAACAUAAAUAAAUGUAUUUUCGUAUCUACACAUUUUAGUGAUAAGACUAAAAAUAGCAUGGACCCACGUGUUUUUAUCCUUGCCUUGCAUAUGUAUGUACAUACAUACAUAUUUUGUCUAUUUAUGGCCUACAUAAAAUCUUAAGCGAUAUUGAUGUUAUUAAGUCGUCUACUUGUAUUUGUAAAGACUCGAGUCCAUACAAGACUCGAAUAAUAUAAAGGCGUUUUUUCAGUAAAAAAUCAUUUUUUUUUUAUACAACAA
This is a messenger RNA of Drosophila ficusphila, 1578 nucleotides long. RefSeq lists its product as uncharacterized. Gene Ontology annotation, molecular function: zinc ion binding. Gene Ontology annotation, cellular component: nucleus. Lineage: Eukaryota; Metazoa; Arthropoda; Insecta; Diptera; Drosophilidae. The transcript has 2 exons. The record is from RefSeq and is a predicted model, not a curated record. Bases 179 to 1312 code for a protein of 377 amino acids.